AUGCCCACAGACAGCAGGUACUCCUUGGAGAGUCAGAAGGAGGAGGAGGACGAGGAGGAGGAAGAGGAAGAGGAGGAAGAAGGGGAUCCCCGCGACCCAGCGCCGCCCCCGCACCACGAAUGGACCUACGAGGAGCAGUUCAAACAGCUCUAUGAACUAGAUGAGGACCCAAAACGCAAGGAGUUCCUGGAUGACCUUUUUGGCUUCAUGCAGAAGAGAGGGACACCGGUGAACCGCAUCCCCAUCAUGGCCAAGCAAGUGUUGGACCUGUACACACUGUACCAGCUGGUGACAGACAAGGGUGGCCUGGUCGAAGUCAUCAACAAGAAGAUCUGGCGGGAGAUCACCAAGGGCCUCAACCUACCUACCUCCAUCACCAGUGCUGCCUUCACCCUUCGCACACAAUACAUGAAGUACCUGUAUCCCUAUGAAUGUGAGAAGCGGGCGCUCAGCUCUCCCGGAGAGCUCCAAGCUGCCAUCGACAGCAACCGUCGGGAGGGGCGGAGGCAGACUUUUGGCACAGCACUCUUCAACUACUCACCGGCCAGCACCCCAACCCUGCUGGGCACCCCCAAAAUGCCUCUGCCAGCUCUUAGCAUCUCCACACACAGCUGUGGCCAGCUCAACCAAGUGCACAGUGUUAAGAAAGAGGAUGGAAUGCUGGCAGCAUCCGUGCCAGGGCACAUUGCUAUCCCGGUGGGACUGGCCGGGCAUCAUCUCACGGCAGCCCAAGCAGCAGCUGCCUCACAGGCAGUGGUGCUGGAGCAGCUGCGGGAGAAGCUGGAGACAGGGGAGCCCCCAGAGAAGAAGGUGGCCCUGACAGCAGAGGAGCAGCAGCGGCUGGUGCAACACGCGCUUCAGCACAACCUCCUGGCCAUGGCCUCCCAGUUCCCCAUGAACGUCAAGAUCUCCAACCGAGAUGACAGACAGGAGACCGCAUUGAACCUGUCCACCAACAGCAUUAGCAGUAUCAACAUGUCAAUAGAAAUAAAUGGAGUUGUCUACACAGGUGUCCUGUUCGCCCGCCGGCCCUCAGCCACCCUGGCAUCUGGUGGAGGGAGCACCCAGACUCGUCCAAACCCCAUGCCUCCUCCAAACCCCCUGCUCCCGGCCUCCUCUCAAAGCCACACUCCCACUAGCACCUCCCCGUGAGGCAGACAUGCCCCCACCCUGGAAACAGCUGGGGGUGCCCAAAGUCUGGGGGCCUGAACUGUGGGACCCAGCUGGGCCACCAGGGUAGGAUGGGGGACACAGAGGUGCUUUUGCUGCAAUACUGAGCUGUGUCCAUGCAAGGCUGUGAGCACCCACGUGGGCCCUUUUGUCCCUUAUCCCCCCACGUGCCCUUUCUCUCUCACACACACACAGACAAACACACACAAAUGUUCCUUCCCAAGGCACUACCCCCAGGUAACCCCCCACAUACAUCUCCUGCUGCCCUGAUGCCUGGGGGACCCCCGGGACCUGCAUGCUGCAUCCCCUACAUCCUGCAGCCCCUAACUCACCUCAAUGCACGCACUGCUGCCCCUGUACAUGCCUCAAUGCAUACACUGUAUCCCCUGCACACACCCUUAAUGCCCACAUUGCCUCUCCAUACACACCCUCCGUUCAAACACUGCAGGCACGGUAUUCUGCAGCCCCUAUAAAUUGUAGCCCCUAUACACUGCAGCCCCUAUAUAUACUGCACCCCCUACCCACUGCAGAUGCCCCUACCCAGCCCUCCUGCGCUGCCUGGGCUUGCUGCCCCUGCCCUGAGACACCCCCAGGGUGGUGGCAUCUGAGCCCCCCAGGUCCUCAGCUCAGGGGGAUCACCCUGGGGGGGGCAAAUAAUGGGGAUAUUGGUGGGAAUGGUGGGGGUGGAGCUUAUU
This is a messenger RNA of Cyanistes caeruleus (blue tit), 1865 nucleotides long. It is a transcript of the gene ARID3C, whose product is annotated as AT-rich interaction domain 3C. Gene Ontology annotation, molecular function: DNA binding. The record is from RefSeq and is a predicted model, not a curated record. Gene Ontology annotation, biological process: regulation of transcription by RNA polymerase II. NCBI's taxonomy places the organism in Eukaryota, Metazoa, Chordata, Aves, Passeriformes, Paridae. Gene Ontology annotation, cellular component: nucleus.